Knipowitschia caucasica is the source of this 204-nucleotide messenger RNA. The record is from the annotation of a GenBank genome assembly. Lineage: Eukaryota; Metazoa; Chordata; Actinopteri; Gobiiformes; Gobiidae.
AUGGGACAACGAGGAGACGCACGUCAGGGACGACGACAAGGGAGAGUGAGAGGGGAGCCAGUGUACCACAGAUACCGAGCGAGUGACGCCAAAUACAAGGGGCGGCCCCGGACAGUGGUGGGCGCCGUCGGCGCAGUCCAAUGCGGGGCCAACGACGAGUACCAUGGGGUGUUCUCCAAGGGAAGGCCACCGAGGUGCGGUUAG